AUGUCUACACCUAAAGCAUCCACAAAAGUUCAAAAGGACCUUGCCUCCCUGAAAUUAGCUGAUCAUAAUGAAGCAAUGCGCCCAAGGCCUUACAAGUUUACCUGCCAGUACUUUGGGCCAGAAUGGGAUAUAAAUUUUGCCAAGAGAAGUUGGAUGAAAGACAGGGUACUUCCCCUGUGUCACACUGCUUCCAUCCAUACUCCAGAGAAUCGAGAGGAAGUCCAUGAAAUGAAAACUGAAGACUUCCUGAACUCAAUCAUCAAUGUUUCAGUUUCCUGGAAAGAACCUCUGAAACACUUGGUGUCUGCAGUGACUGCUCUUCCAGGAGCUUCUGUUAGUAUGGGGAAAAAAGCUGUUGAUAUGAAGGACAAGAAUCUUAUAAUUCUGGAGGGACUUCAGACCUUAUACAACAGGACUCAGGCUAAAGUUGAAGAAAAUUUUGAAAAUUUUGACUACCCUGCCUGGUCUGGACUCAAAGACUUGCAGUCAUCUGAUGAAGACACUCAUCUUUUUGCCAUUUAUAACCUGUGCCGCUGCUUUAAAAGGGACAUCCAUAAGAUUGACACUUAUCUCAAAGUCUUGAGGUGCCGAGUUGUCUUUAAGAACGAGUGUGGAGUGUCCACCUUUUGAAGUCUUGCACCCAAUGUUGAACCAGACUUUUGUAAUGCUUUUUCACCUCUCGGUGUAUUCAGAUCUGUAAUGGAAUUCUUUUCAUAAAAUAAAUUGUAAUUAUUUAGAAA
Molecule: messenger RNA, 740 nt
Organism: Rattus rattus (black rat)
Lineage: Eukaryota; Metazoa; Chordata; Mammalia; Rodentia; Muridae
Product: prolactin-3D1-like
Exons: 5
Coding region: 1-630 (209 amino acids)
Biological process (GO): positive regulation of receptor signaling pathway via JAK-STAT; response to nutrient levels; positive regulation of cell population proliferation
Cellular component (GO): extracellular region
Molecular function (GO): prolactin receptor binding; hormone activity
Source: RefSeq, a predicted model, not a curated record